CUGUGAUGCGUCCUCAUAGAGGCAAAGUCUAUAAAGGACCCACGGCCGGCGGGCCGCGGCCAUUUCUCUCCCUCCCGCCUGUAAAUGUAGAACUCCUGUGCGAGUGCGCGUUCUCUCUCCUCCGCUCCCCCAGGGUCCGCGGCCGCCAUGGCGUAUUAGAGGCAGCAGUGCCUGCGGCAGCAUUGGCCUUUGCAGCGGCGGCAGCAGCACCAGGCUCUGCAGCGGCACCCCCCAGCGGCUUAAGCCAUGGCGCUUUUCACGGCAUCCAGCAGCAGCGUUGCUGUAACCGACAAAGACCUCUUCGAAUCAAGCACAUUCCUCGAUUCCAGUAAAGUCCCGCGACAUGGCCGAGAUGAUGAGCUUCCUGAGCAGCGAGGUGUUGGGGGGGGACUUGAUGUCCCCCUUCGACCAGUCGGGUUUGGGGGCUGAAGUAAGCCUAGGUCUCUUAGACGAUUACCUGGAGGUGGCCAAGCACUUCAAACCUCAUGGGUUCUCCAGCGACAAGGCUAAGGCGGGCUCCUCCGAAUGGCUGGCUGUGGAUGGGUUGGUCAGUGCCUCAGACAACGGCAAGGAGGAUGCCUUCUCCGGGACAGAUUGGAUGGUGGAGAAAAUGGAUCUGAAGGAGUUUGAUUUUGAUUCUCUGUUCAAUAUAGAUGACCUGGAAACCAUGCCAGAUGAGCUUUUGGCCACUUUGGAUGACACAUGUGAUCUCUUUGACCCCCUAGUCCAGGAGACAAAUAAGGAGCCCCCCCAGACCAUGAACCCAAUUGGCCAUCUCCCAGAAAGUUUACCCAAAACAGACCAGGUUGCCCCUUUUACCUUCCUGCAACCUCUUUCUCUCUCCCCAGGGGCCCUGUCCUCCACUCCAGAUCAUUCCUUUAGUUUAGAGCUAGGCAGUGAGGUGGAUAUCUCUGAAGGAGAUAGAAAGCCAGACUCUACUGCUUACAUUCUCAUGAUCCCUCAGUGCAUAAAGGAGGAGGAUGCCCCCUCAGAUAAUGAUAGUGGCAUCUGUAUGAGUCCUGAGUCCUAUCUGGGGUCCCCCCAGCAUAGCCCCUCGACUUCAAGGGGCUCUCCAAGUAAGAGCCAGCUGUCUCCAUGUUCCCUCUGUGGUUCUGCCCGCCCCAAACCCUAUGAUCCUCCUGGAGAGAAAACGGCAGCAAAAGUAAAGGUGGAGAAGUUGGAUAAGAAGCUGAAAAAAAUGGAGCAGAACAAGACAGCAGCCACUAGGUACCGCCAGAAGAAGAGGGCGGAGCAAGAGGCCCUUACUGGCGAGUGUAAAGAGCUAGAAAAGAAGAACGAGGCUCUGAAAGAGAGGGCAGACUCUUUGGCCAAGGAGAUACAGUAUCUGAAAGAUUUGAUAGAAGAGGUCCGAAAGGCCAGGGAGAAGAAAAGGGUCCCCUAGUUGGGGUUGUCAGCGGAGUAUGUGCUUGUACAUAGGCUUGUGCUGCAGCUGUGUGUUGUAAUAAAUUAUUUUGUAGUGAAAGUA
Molecule: messenger RNA, 1486 nt
Organism: Leopardus geoffroyi (Geoffroy's cat)
Lineage: Eukaryota; Metazoa; Chordata; Mammalia; Carnivora; Felidae
Gene: ATF4
Product: activating transcription factor 4
Exons: 3
Coding region: 344-1402 (352 amino acids)
Biological process (GO): regulation of transcription by RNA polymerase II
Cellular component (GO): ATF4-CREB1 transcription factor complex; ATF1-ATF4 transcription factor complex; nucleus
Molecular function (GO): DNA-binding transcription activator activity, RNA polymerase II-specific; RNA polymerase II transcription regulatory region sequence-specific DNA binding
Source: RefSeq, a predicted model, not a curated record